GCAGGUUCUGCCGUCAGUCGGGGGAGGAGUCGGGCAGGACAUGGCUGCAGCUGAUCGGAUGAGCUGAGCUCCCCCAGCCGGGGCCUGUAAUCACCCAUCGGGGAUCCGGAUCUACACAGCACGGGCCUAGGACCCUGCUCCCGGGCACCGAAUCGCCCCCUCCCGGCCCAGGCCAGCCUCGGCCUCGUGCUUUCCGUGUUUACAUUGGCAGCCUCCGAGUAAUCUCUCGCUGGUAAUUUGCAGUUUUGCGGCACAGAAAUCACAGGGCGUUUUACCAUGUCGUUUAGCGGGGAAAUGGCAGAGGGCAAGACGGACAUAACCAAUGAUAGCUUUUCCAGCAGUCCUGAAGACAUGUCUGGUGCUGAAGAAGGGAAGGAGAACUCGUCCGGCAUAGAAGUGGAGGCCUCUGACGUCAGCUUGAGCCUCACAGGCGAUGACACUGGUACAAACAGAGCGGAGAGUAGAGACAGUUGCUCGGAGAGCUCAGUGGAGGAUAAAGACUCUGACAGUAUGGACGAUACAGGUCACUAUUCCAUCAACGAUGAGAAUCGGGGAAAUGACCGCUCCCAUUCUGAGGAUGACGACGAUGAUGAGGAAGAGGAGGAGGAAGAUCGUCUCCGUAAAAGAGGCCAACGAAAGCGGGCCAAUCAUGAUCAGGACUCUUCCGAUGAUGAGAAAGCCCUGGAAGACUGGCUGGCCUCUGAGAAAACUCCCCUCUCCCUGCCCCGUUGGCGGGCUUUACGGGCCCUCAGGCAGCGGGAGAUUGGUAGCAGCGAUCGCUUCAUAUAUGAUGCCAGUGGGGCGCGAGGGUUCGUACAGCGGUUCCGCCUCUUGCAUGGCCUGGACGGGCACAUUGGAUGCGUCAACACACUGCACUUUAACCAGCGAGGCACCUGGCUGGCAAGUGGCAGCGAUGACCUCAAGGUGGUGGUUUGGGACUGGGUGAAGCGGAAACCCGUGUUAGAGUUUGAAAGUGGCCACAAAAGCAACGUAUUUCAGGCAAAAUUCCUGCCGAACAGUGGCGACUCCACGCUGGCCAUGUGCGCCCGCGACGGGCAGGUGCGCGUUGCAGAGCUCUCAGCCACUCAGUGCUGCAAGAACACAAAGCGGGUGGCCCAGCACAAAGGGGCCUCACACAAGCUCGCCCUAGAACCAGACUCCCCAUGCACUUUCUUGUCAGCCGGCGAGGAUGCUGUUGUCUUCACCAUCGACCUACGGCAAGACCGGCCUGCCUCGCGGCUAGUGGUCACAAAGGAGAAGGAAAAGAAGAUCGGACUGUACACCAUCUACGUUAAUCCAGCCAACACUUACCAGUUUGCUGUGGGAGGACGAGACCAGUUCGUCAGGAUCUACGACCAGCGGAAAAUCAAUGAGAAUGAAAAUAACGGCGUCCUGAAAAAGUUUUGUCCUCAUCAUUUGGUAACGAGUGAGGUAAAGGCAAACAUCACCUGUCUUGUAUACAGUCACGAUGGAACAGAGCUUCUCGCCAGCUACAACGACGAAGAUAUCUAUUUGUUCAAUUCCUCCCACAGCGACGGCGCGCAGUACGUCAAGCGGUAUAAAGGGCAUAGAAAUAACGCCACAGUGAAAGGAGUGAACUUUUACGGGCCGAAGAGCGAGUUUGUGGUAAGCGGCAGUGACUGCGGACACAUAUUCCUCUGGGACAAAUCAUCCUGCCAGAUUGUGCAGUUUAUGGACGGCGAUAAGGGAGGCGUGGUCAACUGCUUAGAACCGCACCCCCACCUGCCUGUCCUUGCAACCAGCGGGCUAGACUACGACGUCAAAAUCUGGCUCCCCACAGCCAAGGACCCGACUGAGCUGGACGGACUGAAAGAGGUGGUCAAGAAAAACAAACGGGAGAGAGACGAGGACAGCCUCCACCACGCAGACUUAUUCGACAAUCACAUGCUGUGGUUCCUUAUGCACCAUCUCCGCCAGAGAGGGCGCCACAGGAGGAGAAGAGAACCCGGCUUGGGCACGACUGAAGCUGAAUCGGACGACUCUCCCAGUACCUCGGACAGCUCAGACGAGGACGAGGACGGCCCUGAUCGAGUUCAGUGCAUCCCGUCAUGAGCCUGCUCUUCCCCCACUUCCCACUCUAGUUUUGCGUGGAGCAUCCUUCUCUUCCCCCGAGGGAGGGGCGGGAGCACUUUACUAACGGACAUUUUUCAGCUUUUUAUUAAAGAUCUAGGACUAAGUUUAAGAACCCACGCUGUUCCUCUUCUGCCCAGUUUUGUUUUCUUUGGAAAGGGGCAAUCUUUGAAUUGCAUAAUUGCACUUUGCGUUUACUGGCUUGAGUGCGCGCAAGCAGACGGCGGAGCCGAUGGCGGAACACAGUGAACACUACCAGCAGUUUAAGCGCCUUUGGCGCCGAGAGAAGAGAGGGACGAUAGAAAUGAGAAUACAAUAAAAGUGAGCGGCUUAUGGAAGAGUAAGCAUUAUUUUUGUAAGUGAAAUUUUUUGUUUUUGUUUUUUCCCAUUUCUAGAGAAAAAGCAGCCAUCUUAAGCCAGAUUGUACACCUCAAUUUUCUCCCCUUUCUUUUCUUUGGCUAUCUCAUCCACCAGCUGGGAUUUCAGUAAAUCCCGUACCGUUUCCCACCCGCUUUUACCAUCCCUCAUGCAACCCAGUAACCCGCACCGAGUCUUAAGUUUUAAAUGACGCGUGGAUUCAGUUCUUGAUGCAUGACGCAGGAAAACAGAUAUUUGUGCAUCCAUUGCUCGUGUGUUUGAGUUGAGUGACUGUUUUUGAAAUGUAACCAUUUUAAUCCCCCACCCUUACGAGACACCAUAAAGAAACAAAAUUCAGUCUGUAACGAAUACUAGGUCAUUUAUGUGACAGAGAUUGUGCCAUGGCGUUGGUAAUCUCCAUUAAGGUGUAGUCUGUAGACUGCGGAUGUGGACGGUCUUUCUGGCCCUAACCCGUAUCCAUGAGCCUUCAGCCUAUUGGUUCACUAGGAGGUAUCAACGUCACAGAGUGGUGUGAGGCGCCAUGUACCUCGCACAUCAGGGAUGCCUUGUGUAUAUAAGGAAUCAAUAGGCUGCAUAUUGAUUGCAAUGGCCCACUAACCAUAUGUAGAUAGAACAUUUUUGCCCUGCAAAAGCCCGUAUCAGCUUCAGCUGAGGCAUCCGCAAGCAGCCGUGGAAAUGGGCAUCCUUCGUAAAUCUUAAUUUGUUAUAAAAAUCAUUCUUGCUCCAUUCUAAGUUGACAAUGCAGGUAUUAUAUUAAUGUACAUGAAGCGAUACCUACCCUUCUUAUUUUGGAUAAUUCACCACAUUUCAUUGCCGUGACAAAUAGACACGUGUACAUCUCUACAUUAUUUCUCCAGAAGAGCCCCCCACCCCAACCUGGCAGGAUAUUGAAUAUAUACUGCAACUGUUUGCACUUUUCAGGGUUGUUUGUUUUCGUUCUUUUUUUUUUUCUUUUCUUUUUUCGUUUUCAUUAAACCUCUUAUUAAAAAAUUAAAAAUGUACAAAGGAAAAUCCAAAAUAAAAAAAAUCCCAAAAAAAAAAUUUAAAAUUGUGCAUUUAUAAAUAAAAAAAAAUGUCAAAAAAAUAAAUAAAUUUCUGGCUGAACCAAACUUGAGGAUUUUGAGGCAGUAAAUGGCUUUGCUUUAUCACUGUUUUAUUAAUCUGAAUAUCGAGCUGGAUGUUUAUGAAGUUGCAAAUUGUUAAGUUUAAACAAAUGAAUAUUAUAUAUUAUAUAGAAAUAAAUGCAAUAAGAAGUUAA
Molecule: messenger RNA, 3727 nt
Organism: Pseudophryne corroboree (corroboree frog)
Lineage: Eukaryota; Metazoa; Chordata; Amphibia; Anura; Myobatrachidae
Gene: DCAF8
Product: DDB1 and CUL4 associated factor 8
Exons: 14
Coding region: 277-2073 (598 amino acids)
Cellular component (GO): cytoplasm; Cul4-RING E3 ubiquitin ligase complex
Molecular function (GO): protein binding
Source: RefSeq, a predicted model, not a curated record